AUGGUCACCCGGGAUCGAGCUGAGAAUAGGGACGGCCCCAAGAGGGAGACCACACAAGAUAGAGAUGUAGAGAGAGGAGAGUCCCAGACGGGAGACAAGAGGAAGCGGAACACAGAAGGGGCAGGGGCAGGGAGCCGGGAGAAGUGGGGGCGAGCCUCUGAACCCGACGCUAGGGCGCUGGGAAGGAGGCAGGAUGCACGGAGCAGCCCUAGGCGACCAGGGACUCGGGGGGAAAGGGACGCGUGGGCUUUCCCAGCGGCAGGGUCGGACGCUCGCGUGGCGGCGCUGAGUCCCGGUCCGGUCGGCCCGCUCUCCCUUCCCCGCUGGUCACAGAUGCUGAAGCCGCUGGUGGAGAAGCGGCGCCGGGACCGCAUCAACCGCAGCCUGGAAGAGCUGAGGCUGCUACUGCUGGAGAGGACCAGGGACCAGAACCUCCGGAACCCGAAGCUGGAGAAAGCGGAGAUCCUGGAGUUCGCCGUGGGCUACUUGAGGGAGCGCAGCCGGGUGGAGCCCCGGGGGGCUCCCCGGUCCCCAGGCCAGGACGCCGAGGCGCUCGCCAGCUGCUACCUGUCGGGUUUCCGCGAGUGCCUGCUUCGCUUGGCGGCCUUUGCGCACGACGCCAGCCCGGCCGCCCGCUCCCAGCUCUUCUCCGCGCUGCACGGCUACCGGCGCCCCAAACCGCCCCGGCCCGAGGCCGUCGAGCCCGGGCUCCCAGCGCCGCGCCCACCGCUGGACCCCGCUUCGCCCAUCCUCGGCCCCGCGCGGCACCAGCCCCCCCCCGCGCACCAGGGCCCCCCUAGCCCCCGCUGCGCUUGGUCCCCGUCCCGCUGCUCCCCUCGCGCCGGGGAUUCCGGCGCGCCGGCGCCCCUCACCGGACUGCUGCCGCCGCCGCCGCCGCCUUACAGACAAGACGGGGCGCCCAAGGCCCCGCCGCUCCCACCGCCCGCCUUUUGGAGACCUUGGCCCUGAGCUUUGGGGGGCUGGGGCGGGGGUUGGGAGUGGGGUUAGAGACUCCAGCCGAGAGGGCAGGAGAGGGAUCCGGGCGGGCGGACGUCCGGGCGAGGAGGGCAGCGGGGCGCGCGGGCUCAGCGCGCGGGUGAGAUGUGGUUUAUAUUAGAGUAUCUAUAUAAAUAUAUAUUUUCCUGUCCCGUCCCCCCGCCCCACUUCCCUGCGUGUAGGAUUGUACCCUCUCCGCCCCAGCCCAGUCCCGGUCCCUUCCCGAGUCCCUAGUGCAUGGAAUAAAAUGGUUAUUCAAUCCCGGUGUGUCCCCGAGCCAGGGGCCUGCCUCUAUAUCGGCGCCUCGCCC
Messenger RNA from Peromyscus maniculatus bairdii (prairie deer mouse), 1306 nucleotides. The record is from RefSeq and is a predicted model, not a curated record. Lineage: Eukaryota; Metazoa; Chordata; Mammalia; Rodentia; Cricetidae.